AUGCUCUGUGCUGGGAAUGUUUGCUGGCCAUUACUGUGUGUGCUACAAGUUACCGCAGUUGUGAUAUUUGCAUUGGGAUUUUUCACCAAAGGAUUGCGCUCGCCAGCUACAAAUGGAACUACGCAAGAACUACGGGGUUUUGAAGGAUGUCCAAAAAGUCUGGUGAAAAAGCCUUCAGCGGAAGGGCCUGGAAGCACGAAAAUGGUAAUUGUAUUGAUUGAUGCCUGGCAGGAGCAGUUUUUUUUCAACAGGCAAGAAAUGCGUUUUUUACGGCAAAUUACACUUGAUGGCGCAGCACUGGCCUUUACCGCACACGUACAAACUCCCACCGUAACGAUGCCACGGAUAAAAGCGCUGACCGCUGGCGUAGUUCCAUCAUUCGCUGAUAUUGUGCUAAAUUUUGCGACCACAUCGAUUUCGAAUGACAAUAUUAUUGAUCAACUUAAAGGUAACGGUUACAGGUUGACAUUUUGUGGCGAUGAGACCUGGUUACAAUUAUUCCCUGGUCGUUUCGAUAAUCAUUCGGUGGGUACCGCAUCGUUCUACGUCAAUGAUUAUAAAGAGUUGAACGGCAGAUCAGUAACUCGAAGGGUGUCCAUUGUUUUUUGGGAUUUAAGGAAAAAGCAGUAA
This is a messenger RNA of Gongylonema pulchrum, 630 nucleotides long. The record is from the annotation of a GenBank genome assembly. NCBI's taxonomy places the organism in Eukaryota, Metazoa, Nematoda, Chromadorea, Rhabditida, Gongylonematidae.